AUGGCGGCGUACCCGGGGCAGGGCUUCCCCGGCGCAGGACAGACCCCCGGCGCGCCCCCGGCCGGCCCCUACCCCGGGGCUCCCUACGGCGGGGGCCCGCCCCCAGCGCCCGGGGCGCCCUACGGACAGCCCCCGCCCGGGGGUCCCUACGGAGGCGGCGCCGCGCCCGGAGGGCCCUACGGACAGCCUGGCAGCGGCCCCUACGGCGGCCCCCAGCCCGGGCCCUACGGAGGGGCGGCUCCCGGAGGUAAUGCCCCCCCAGGUGUGGACCCAGAGGCCUUCUCCUGGUUCCAGGCGGUCGAUGCCGAUCGCAGUGGGUACAUCUCCGUGAAGGAGCUGAAGCAGGCGCUGGUCAACUCCAACUGGUCGACGUUCAACGACGAGACCUGCCUGCUGAUGAUAAACAUGUUCGAUAAGACCAGGUCAGGACGCAUAGACGUGUACGGCUUCUCAGCCUUGCUGCGCUUCAUCCAGCAGUGGAAGAACCUUUUCCAGCAGUACGACAGGGACCAGUCAGGCUCCAUCAGCUUCAGCGAGCUCCAACAAGCUUUCUCCCAGAUGGGCUAUAACCUGAGCCCCCAGUUUAGCCAGCUGCUGCUGGCCCGCUACGCCCAGCGAUCCUCCAACCCCAGCAUCCAGCUCGACCGCUUCAUUCAGAUCUGCAUGCAGCUCCAGAGCACGACCGACGCCUUCCGCGAGAAGGACACUGGGCUGGUGGGCAAUGUGCGGCUGAGCUAUGAGGACUUCCUCACGAUGGUCGUGACUCGCAUGAUGUGAUGCCCUCGGCGGAGGCCGGUGCAGGCUGCGAGCCGGCCAGGAGCUCUGCGGGGCUCUCCGGGAGCAGCAGCCGUCCUCGGCCUCGCACUGGGAUGUGGCCGAGCCUCCCGAAGAGCGAGCUGUUCCCCCAGGCUGGCUUUCCAGCCUGCUCCGCCCAAGGAGCCCCGAGGCCUGCUGGGACCCUCCCAGCUCCGAUUCCUUGUCCCCACUCAAUGGCAGUGGGUGCCUUCACGCCAAACUGGAGCCCAGUUCUGGGGCCGUGCUGUGGGUUGGGACAGCCAAACCAGUAGCAAGCUUGUGCCAUGCCUCCCAGGGAUCGCUUAGAUCUUCCCUCGCCAGACACAAAAUUAAACUUAAACCCCAUCUGUGCUGUCCCUCUGCUUGGCAGGAUGUUUGCAGUGGAACAUCCGUGUCUCGACACGCUUUUGGGGACUCUCCAGUGACCAAAAGCUGAGCUGUCAUUUGAAAAGCAGCAGGAAGGGCACAAGCGAUGGCAGAGCUCGUCCUUCCUUGCCUCGCAGACUGCCCUUCCUUGCCGGGAGCACAUCAACCCCUUGGCUGUGCUGGAAACACUCCAGCUUUCUGGGGAGUCUGAGCCCAGUUUCUCUCCAAGCUGCUUGGAAUGGGCCACGUCGCUGCAGUCACAUGCAGGAUCAUCGACCCCCCCUUCUUGCCAACGUCUGUCUUGAUUUGUCUCUGCCAAAGCCAAACUCGGAAACGGUUUAGAGCUUAUUUUUACAGCUUUGGAAUAAAAGGCGAUGUGCACUG
Gavia stellata (red-throated loon) is the source of this 1545-nucleotide messenger RNA. RefSeq names its product penta-EF-hand domain containing 1 (gene PEF1). Gene Ontology annotation, molecular function: calcium ion binding. The transcript has 5 exons. The record is from RefSeq and is a predicted model, not a curated record. The coding region runs from base 1 to 777 and encodes 258 amino acids. Gene Ontology annotation, biological process: COPII vesicle coat assembly. Lineage: Eukaryota; Metazoa; Chordata; Aves; Gaviiformes; Gaviidae.